AGAUCUCGCUGUCAUCUCAGCUAAUUGCGGCCCCGAUACGGCUCAUUAGCGCAUACCCACCUUUGCUACCUUGCUUCUCCACCCACCACCCUUUCAGAUCUUUGUCCUGGCUCCGCCUCUCGCCGGCGUUAUAAUGGGCUGGUCUGAAAGUGGUGGAGAGGCGCAGAACCACAGGGGAAGAGCGAGAUAAUGGCAAUAACACUAAUAACCCUAAUAACCCGGCUGCUGCCCGCGCCGCGGCGCUGACGGCCCCGCGCCGCCAGGGCAGCGCGGGGCGAAGCCGCGCACGGAGCAGCGACUCCGGCACCGCGAAGACCCGCGGCCCCUCGCCGCGGCCAACGCCGCUGCCUCUCACCGAGGAGCGCCGGGCGCAGCGCAGAGCGCACAGCCGCACGCCGCGGAGGCGCAGCCGGCGCAACAGCCUCGUCCCUUCGCCUCGCCCCGCGGAGCGGCGCGGCAGCGGCCUCCCCGCGGGCGGCGGCGCGGCUCCGCGGCAGCCCCGCGCCACUGCGCGCCGCCGCGGAGCUGUCCAGGACGGCGCGGGGGGAGGCCCCGCGCUGAGGGGCGGCCGUCGCCCCCGCGGCCGCGCCGCCCGCCCCCGGCAGCCGCCGCGCCGCCACCAUGAAGCUGGAGGUGUUUUCCCAGCACUACGAGGACAAGCUGAGCGCCGGCAGCGACCAGGAAGGCAGCGGCUCCCUGUCGCCGGCGCCGGCCGAGAGCGAGGUGGGCUCCGACGGCGACUGCGCCGUCAACAGCCCUGGCGCCGCGGCUGCGCCCCCGCCGCUCCCCGCCCCGCCGCCGCCGCCGCCGGCCGAGAGCGCCAAGGGGAAGCCCUACACGCGGCGGCCCAAGCCGCCCUACUCCUACAUCGCGCUGAUCGCCAUGGCCAUCCGGGACUCGGCCGGCGGCCGCCUGACCCUGGCCGAGAUCAACGACUACCUGAUGAGCCGCUUCCCCUUUUUCCGCGGCGCCUACACGGGCUGGCGCAACUCGGUGCGCCACAACCUCUCGCUCAACGACUGCUUCGUCAAGGUGCUGCGCGACCCGGCGCGGCCCUGGGGCAAGGACAACUACUGGAUGCUCAACCCCAGCAGCGAGUACACCUUCGCCGACGGCGUCUUCCGCCGCCGCCGCAAGCGCCUCAGCCGCGCCGCCCCGCCGCCGCCCGCCCGCCCGCCGCCGCCGCCGUCGCAGGAGGCGGCCGGAGCGGGCGCCGCGUCGCCCGGCGGCUCCCCGCGGUGCUGCUGCGCCUCCUCGCCGUGCAGCUGCGAGCCGGGACCCGCCAAGGCGGCGGCGGCGGCGGCGGCGGCGGGCGGCGGCGGCGGCGCCAAGUUCUCCAGCUCCUUCGCCAUCGAGAGCAUCCUGCGGCGGCCGGCGGCGCCCAGCGCCGGGGAGCCGCCCGCGGCGCACGCCCGCCUCCUCUGGCCGCCGCCGCCCGGGGCCCCGCACCUGCUGCCCGGCGCCUUCCCGCUGCUCCCGUACCCGCCUGCCGCGCCGCACCCGGCGGCCGCCCCCCUCUGCGGCGGCGGCGGCGGCCUGCUGCAGCUCUGCGCCUACGGGCUGGGCGAGCCGCCGCUGCUGCUGGCCCCCGGCGAGCCGCCGCCGGCCGAGCGCCCGCGGGCGCCGCUCUUCGCCGCCGCCCUCGCCAAGGGCGUGCGGGGGCCGCCGCCCGCCUCCCCCCUCUAUUGCCCGCUGCGGCUGCCCGGGCCGCUGCAGCCGGUGUCGGGGGGCUCUGCCUGCUACCAGCCGUACCCCGCGGAGACCCCCUUGGCUUAAUGGAGACCCCCUCCUCCCCCGCGGGGGGACCGGCCGGGGAGGCGGGCAGGGGGAAGGAGGAGGCUCUGGAUCCCGCACUUUAACUCCAGAAGCGACCAAGGCCUCCAAGCAAAAGCCUCGGUGACUGUGCCUUAGGGAAGUGACAGUGGGUUAACUUCAACAACAACAACAAAAAAAAAAGGUCGUUUUGAACGUAGCCAUGGGCCUCAAGUGCUUCUUACUGUUUGUUGAGACUACUUGAUUUUGGCCAUCCCCUCGCCUUCUCCUUUCUGUCCCCGCCCUCGUCCCCGCACCUCCUGCCCGUGUCUCCGCGAGCAGAGCAGCGGCGGCGGAGUGCGGACGCCCCACGGAGGUGCCCGGGGGCGGCCAGCGGGGGGAUGCGCUGUGCACUUGGGAGGGCGGGAGGACGGGGCUGGGGGCGCCUGCGAGGACGAGCAAGGGAAGAGGCGGGUAGGGGACCGGGGGCUACUGUGGAGCCGUAGGGCUGUCUGUACUGCAAAGCGAUGCAUCACUGUGCCAAAAGAAACCUUUUUUCCUGUCCGGCAACUAGCAUUUCGUAGGAAGGGAGGACAUUAAAUUAUUUAUAAAAGUAGUGUUUUUAACACGACGAGAGUGCAGCAUUUUUAAUUAAUUAUUGUUCUUGGGGGCGGCGGGGGGGGGGGCGUUUAAUGAAAUGUCAGGCGUGGUCUGCUGAACUGAUUUAGGUUGUACAUUUAAGGCCAAGACAUUGCUACUGGAAAGAGAAGACUAACUUCUUCGUAUUUUAUUUUUUGUGUUUGUAUAUAACAUAUGUGCGUGUGCAUUUUAUUGAAGCUCAGGCAAUUUUUUUU
This is a messenger RNA of Dromaius novaehollandiae (emu), 2606 nucleotides long. It is a transcript of the gene FOXQ1, whose product is annotated as forkhead box Q1. The transcript has a single exon. Gene Ontology annotation, molecular function: DNA-binding transcription factor activity, RNA polymerase II-specific; RNA polymerase II cis-regulatory region sequence-specific DNA binding. Gene Ontology annotation, biological process: regulation of transcription by RNA polymerase II; cell differentiation; anatomical structure morphogenesis. Lineage: Eukaryota; Metazoa; Chordata; Aves; Casuariiformes; Dromaiidae. The record is from RefSeq and is a predicted model, not a curated record. The coding region runs from base 622 to 1776 and encodes 384 amino acids.